GACGCCGCGCCGCUUGGAUACUGCUGCGCAUGCGCAGGCGGACCAGUCGCUGAAUAUUCACGGUCGCCGCCUCCGCCGAGGUCGACCCUGGAUUUGAGUCUCGCGCUCUCUUCGUUCGCUUACCGGCGGGUUCCCUCCCCUUCUCGCGCCCUGAGACGGCGAGGCUGGGGAAGGGGUUGAAAGGGGCUGUUGAUCGUCGCCUUUAACUUGUUCGUGGGGCGGCCAUGUCGGCCGGCGAGGUGGAGCGUCUGGUGGAGCUGAGCGGCGGGACCGGAGGGGAUGAGGAGGAAGAGUGGCUGUAUGGCGGCCCGUGGGACGUGCAUGUGCACAGUGAUUUGGCAAAGGAUCUAGAUGAAAAUGAAGUUGAAAGGCCAGAAGAAGAAAAUGCCAGUGCUAAUCCUCCUUCUGGAAUUGAAGAGGAAGCUGCUGAAAAUGGCGUGGCGAAACCGAAAGUGACUGAGACUGAAGACGACAGUGAUAGUGACAGUGACGAUGAUGAAGAUGACGUUCACGUAACUAUUGGAGACAUCAAAACGGGAGCGCCACAGUAUGGGAGUUAUGGAACGGCACCAGUAAAUCUUAAUAUCAAGGCAGGGGGAAGAGUUUAUGGAAAUACAGGAACCAAAGUCAAAGGAGUAGACCUCGAUGCCCCUGGCAGCAUUAAUGGAGUUCCACUCUUGGAAGUAGAUUUGGAUUCUUUUGAAGAUAAACCAUGGCGGAAACCUGGUGCUGAUCUUUCCGAUUAUUUUAAUUAUGGCUUUAAUGAAGAUACUUGGAAAGCUUACUGUGAAAAACAAAAGAGGAUCCGAAUGGGACUGGAAGUUAUACCUGUUACUUCAACGACAAACAAGAUUACGGCCGAAGACUGUACUAUGGAAGUUACACCAGGUGCAGAGAUCCAAGAUGGCAGAUUCAAUCUUUUUAAGGUACAGCAAGGGAGAACUGGAAAUUCAGAGAAAGAAGCAGCACUUCCAUCUACAAAAGCUGAGUUUACUUCUCCGCCAUCAUUGUUCAAGACUGGUCUGCCACCAAGCAGAAACAGCACCUCUUCUCAGUCUCAGACAAGUACUGCCUCCAGAAAAGCCAGUUCAAGCGUUGGGAAGUGGCAGGAUCGAUAUGGGAGGGCCGAGUCACCUGAUCUAAGGAGAUUACCUGGAGCAAUCGAUGUCAUUGGUCAAACAAUAACCAUCAGCCGAGUAGAAGGAAGACGGCGUGCAAAUGAGAACAGCAAUAUACAGGUUCUUUCUGACAGAUCUGCCACUGAAGUAGACAACAAUUUCAGCAAACCACCUCCAUUUUUCCCUCCAGGGGCUCCUCCUACUCACCUUCCUCCUCCUCCAUUUCUUCCACCUCCUCCAACUGUCAGCACUGCUCCACCUUUGAUUCCACCACCAGGUAUUCCAAUAACUGUACCACCUCCAGGUUUCCCCCCUCCACCAGGCGCUCCACCUCCAUCUCUUAUACCAACAAUAGAAAGUGGCCAUUCCUCUGGUUACGACAGCCGUUCUGCACGGGCGUUUCCAUAUGGCAAUGUUGCCUUUCCCCACCUUACCAGUUCCGCUCCCUCAUGGCCUAGCCUUGUGGAUACCACUAAGCAGUGGGACUAUUAUGCACGGAGAGAAAAAGACCGAGAUCGAGACCGAGAGAGAGACCGAGACAGAGAAAGGGAGCGAGACCGGGACAGAGAAAGGGAGCGCACCCGGGAGCGAGAGCGGGAGCGGGACCACAGCCCCACCCCAAGUGUUUUCAACAGUGAUGAAGAGCGAUACAGAUACAGGGAGUAUGCAGAGAGAGGCUAUGAGCGCCACAGAGCUAGUCGGGAGAAAGAAGAGCGGCACAGAGAACGGCGGCACAGAGAGAAGGAGGAAACAAGACACAAGUCCUCUCGCAGUAAUAGUAGACGUCGUCAUGAAAGUGAAGAAGGGGACAGUCACAGAAGACACAAGCACAAAAAGUCUAAAAGAAGCAAAGAAGGAAAAGAGGCUGGCAGUGAGCCGGUCCCUGAGCAGGAGAGCACGGAAGCUGCCCCUGCCGAGUAGGCGCCACCUCUUAUGUACGUGUGCCCCAGAAAUAGAUGCUAUAAAUCUCCUUAUUUUUCUGGAUAAUGUUUAAGAAAUGUACCUUUAAUCUUGUUCUGUUAGAAUGAAACGUUAACUUUUUCUUUUCCAAAAUAAAAAUGUGCAUUUUUUUGUGUUAAGUUAAAAAUCUUUGUCUUGUAAUAUUUAAAGAAAAAAAGACAAAUUACUUUAUAUCUAAGAAAGUAAUGUGAAUAAGCCAGCAGGGGACUUAGUGCUAAGGUUGGCCAUGUGUGCACAGUGUGGUGAAGAUCAAGGACUCACUAGCUUUCUAGUUAGCGGGACGCUGUUGGCAGGAGAGGUGCUGUGGUGCAGAAGCCCCCUCUUGAUGUGAAGUCAGGCUUCCUCUUACUGCUGUCACACUCCUGCAUCUUUAAGAACUUGGACACAUUCUUAUUAUCACAGUUUUUGAUAGCAGGUUUUCAGUGUUCUGAAUUUGGGUCCAUAGUAACUAAAUGGACUAUUUGAAUCUCUAAAUUUAGAAAUGGUCUGAGGCACUUGGGUGGCCCCUAUGAUGGAACUUGUGUGCUUCCCAGCAGGCACAUGGACUGGCACAGCAUCAAACCACUUCAUGGCCAUCUGUUUGAACAAGGGUCAAGGGGCUUCGGUUGCUGCUAACAUGUUUUCCAAGGCUCAUUGGUAGCAUAGAACGUGGGGUAUUUUUUUAAAUACCAGGUCCAUAUUAAUAAAAAAUAAACUCAGUGAGAGUAGUGUCAGAUCAGUCAUUCUUACUAAAACCAGAACUCCAGGUUGAAAUCUGGACUAACCCCAAGAAGGUUCUAGAGCAGCGGUGGGGCUGGGAAUGUGUGUGAAAGGACGAGGCAGUUAGAGCCACCAGUAAGAGGACUGCUGUCACUUAGAAGAAGAUAUUCAUCUCUUGUUUAAAUCCUCCGCCAUUAAACUGAAAUGGCCAUAAUGUGCUGUGUCUUCAACUCCACUUCUACCAUAUUUGACGUUGCCUUGAAUUAAGUGUGGCAUACAAACCAUGUAAGUUUUUAUGGGCUUUUUAUUGAAUUAAAAAAAUAGAAACUUAAAAGAUUUGGAGUGAUGAGAAAUCCUCCACACCAAAUAAAAAUUAACAUUAGUCUUUAUUUUUGAGAACAUUCUCUGAGGUGUAACUUGUUUUCAUAAGUCAUACUUUUUCUGGCAUUUUUUUUUUACAAUAUAUUCUUUAAAUAUAAAAAUCGACAAGAUAAAUACAAUUUUAUCUAGCCUAUUUGUGGUUUUUCUAAGAUCCAUCAUUGGUUUUAUAAAAAAGUACCAGGCCAGGAAGCAAUGGUGAGAGUAAUUUUCCCUUUGAGUUCUUUGAGCAUCCUCGCUAAGCAGGCGUGUAUCAUCCCCGACGUGCUUCUGCCGUUGACAGCGAGAAGAAUGUCACCACAUCUGAAAAGAUACAGCAUUGUGAUGAGAACUACUUCAAGCCUGAAGCGCCUCAAAGUGGACUUGGGUGGCCCUAGAGCUUGCUAUAUUUGUCCUUUUAGUUCUGAUUUGAUUUUCCCUCUUCCAUAAAUUCUCCAAGCUCCACUCAGCGUGCAUCAGAAGGUAUAGGAAAUUGCAAGGUGGGACCAAGGCCGGUUCUAGUUUUGGAUUUCUCUCUACCUAACUAGUGCUCUCAUGUCUUAAUUUCCCACUCUUUAGGAAAGUAUAAGCUACGCUUUCUUCCAAGUGGGGCCGAGUUUUACAUGUAGAAAGCAAAAUACUUGAAUAUUAGUUUUCUGAGUAAUCAUUACCUAAUUCUUCCAUCAUUGUACGCGGGUGUUCCCUCGACGAUGGAUUUGAUAAAAAAAGGUUGGUUACCACUGUAUUCUUCAUAACCUCCCACAAUGCAGAAGCCCAGGCUUCCCGCUGUGUUCCUUCGUAGUAUCACAUCCUUACAGUUAUAUAAGUACCUGAAACAGAAUGUAAUUAGUGGAUGUACAGUUGAGUUUACUAGUUGUGACUCCUUUCAUUCAUUUUUUUGGGGGGACACUUUUAAAAUGAAAAAUACUGCAUAUGUCUCCAUCAGAAGUGACGGCAACUUUUUAUGCUCUUAGUCAGCUUUUGCAUUUGAUCUCUCUUUUCCAUAGCCAAAUACCCUUUCAACAAAAGGAGUUAGUAUUAUGUUCUGUUCAUGUCUCUGCUGAGAAAAAUGGCCACAUAUUUUGGUUAAGGCGCAGUAAUGAAUGCAUGAGCCAAAAGUUGGAUGUGUCUCAGUACUUCUUAUUCCCCACAGUAGAACAUACUGAGGGAAUAUCAUUUUUAUAUACUUGGGGGCUUACAUAAUUUGUAAAGAAGACAAACAUUCUCUGAAUUAGCGAUUAAUCGCAAGGUCAAUAAUUUUAACUUAUGCUAAUGAACUUAUACUCACACAGACUUAGAGAAGACUAGAGAAAGUGAAUGGAAAUUGGGCCAUAAAAUAGUGGAGCAGUUGUCAGACAGUAAGUGGCAUAGCUGAAGCAGUCAGGGGGAGGGGAAGGAGCACAGCUGGCCCGAGAGCCAGUACAGCCUUCAGCUGGGAUAGCCACGCUGUCAGAGCGAAGUGUGAGCAGCUGCACUACAGUAGACGUCGGAAGAUGGGGUCGCUCUGGGACCCCUUGUCUGCCGCAUGUGUCUAGGAACUGCUUUUGACUGGAAGAUAGUAUUUUUUGUUGUUAGAAUUGAAGAUGUCUUGUUUAUAGACUGUACCUUAAAAUAAUCAGUUGCUUUUUGAUAAUCAAUAAAAAUGAUCUUGUGAAAUAUUAA
Rattus rattus (black rat) is the source of this 4796-nucleotide messenger RNA. It is a transcript of the gene Fip1l1, whose product is annotated as factor interacting with PAPOLA and CPSF1. The record is from RefSeq and is a predicted model, not a curated record. Gene Ontology annotation, cellular component: mRNA cleavage and polyadenylation specificity factor complex. The coding region runs from base 225 to 2039 and encodes 604 amino acids. Gene Ontology annotation, molecular function: RNA binding. Lineage: Eukaryota; Metazoa; Chordata; Mammalia; Rodentia; Muridae. The transcript has 19 exons.